Molecule: messenger RNA, 2541 nt
Organism: Emericellopsis atlantica
Lineage: Eukaryota; Fungi; Ascomycota; Sordariomycetes; Hypocreales; Bionectriaceae
Exons: 1
Coding region: 538-903 (121 amino acids)
Source: RefSeq, a predicted model, not a curated record
UUGGACCGGUUUUCAGUGAGGUGAUGCUCGCAACUUUGUGACCUCGGCAUACUAGUACGUCGUAGCUCCAAGCUGCCGGAUCCGACUAGAAAGCCAUGGGCGCGUGGAUGCCACAUUGUCUGUGUAGGAAAGCUUGACGCCACUCGCGGGACGUCUCGUCAUCCACACUUGUCGAGCCAGGCUACCAAAAGUCCCCUCGCCUCGUUACAUGCCAGUCGAGCGGCAGUGGAAUGAGCGGACGGGAAAGGCGUCGGCCGCGGCGGCUAACAGAGUGAGAUUGAUCUGUUCGCGUGGAGCGACGUUAGCACCGGGAGUUGGUUAGCAGUUAGUAGUUCUUGGUCUCUUCCACGGACCGCGUGCAUGAGUUAGACAUGGCAAAGCUGUAAUUCUCUCCUCAAGGAUCAGAACAACAAUGACAACUUGCCAGACAAAGACCGUAAGAGUGUUUUGCAAGCAGAGCAUGAGACACAGUGACAUGCUAAGCAUGAGCACGCAUCUUUGCGACAGAAUGUCGGGCGUGGGACGGGAUCAUCUGCCAUGUCUCGGCGUAUCUGCGGUCGUGGCUUCUGCGCUGCAUGCUUGUCGCUCGGUGUGAUACAUUGGGUUGAGGGCAUCUUGACGGGCAGAACAAGUCGAUACUGCCAGAGAGCAACGUUGAUGCUGAGAAGGACUGCAUGCAUACAUGCACGGAUCUGCGUGUCUUCUUCGCCUCUCUGCAAAUUACGUACUGUUGACGUGGAUCGGCAGGCACUGAUUGCUCAUCUCCUACGGGGUGCAAAUCGCGGCUGCUCAGCAAAUAAAGGUUCUUGUAAAGCACCGAGGCCAUGUGUGUCUGCGACAUGUUCCUCGCAUGCGUCUGUGUGUGAGCUGUGGAUUUGUGAGUUGGUCAAUGUUGUUCUUUGACGUCACCAGGUUUCAAGCUGGCUGACGUGUGGUGGAACGGGAGCUGUCUGAGCCAAGCUUUCCGGGCUGCCCCUUGGCAUUGGAGGUUAAAUUCGACUCUGCAUGACGAUGCGGAGGGCGUGCGGGUAAUACGUACUGCUAAAGGCCAUCAUGAGUUGCUGAUCAGGGCCAAAGCUUCGCGACCCUGGCCGUCUACAAAUGGUGAUGUCGCGUGUCAGUCAGCACGACCAAGAUACUUUGUACCCUUUGACGCGUGCAGCUCUUUGAUGUUGUGGGUUGUUUGUAUGGCGGCAAGCCCAAGAUACUGUUAGGCUGGUGUGUAAAUCCUGGGACCGUGUCUCGGUAAUUUGACGCAGCAUCCAAGAGCCUUGGGGCUACCAAACGCGUGAAGCAUCUACCCAUUGCAAUUUCAAAUGCCAUCGUGUGUGCAUUACUGGAUGGACUUCAGGUGUUGUUGGCUUCGGCCUGUUCGAUGCGGAUGUCUUUGCAUUUUCACGCUGCGGCGCUGAAGACGGCCUGGCAGGACUUUUGCUGCAGUUAGUAAGCCCUGCAUGCCAGAGGUCCACACAUGCUGUCAAAGGAUGAGGCAGUGACGACAACUGACUUUCGUCGAAGCCCGACGGUGACGCCGGGUAGGCAACAGGCGGUGAUGCCGUUGUUGGCCGCGAUAGAACGCGAUUCUGCUGGCACCUGGAACAAGUGAUCGACAUGCUUCGUCGUUUCAUCUGUAGUCUUCAAAAUUGGGCGGGCAUGUGGGGGAUGAACAUGGUGAUGAUGACGAUCAUAGCCAUGAACAGCAACGUGUAAGUGGAAAUGCAUUGUGUUAGCUUCCUGAGAAAGGGCCGCUACGCAAGAUUCAUAUCAAGUGAAGUGUACUUGUAGCAGCACAUGAACGUAUGCGCUCGGACCUAGAGCUACGCAAUGUCGUGUGAACACGCAGCUGCUACUGGUUCCACGACCAACGUGUGCAUUUAGAAGACCGAAUCGUUGGAUUUGUAGAGCGUUGGUAUGGAGUAGAGCGUUUGCAAGCGGCGGGACGUUGCUGCAAAGCGCACCUACUUCGCAUCAGCCACCUGCUAAUAAUGCCACAACAACUUGCGUGUGAAUGAUAUGGACUUUGUUCUCUGUCAAGUUACCAUCUAGAGAGGGCGGCCUCAAGGCCCUCAACACGCUAGGCUCCCAGCUGCAGUGAUGUCCCCUCCUGGAGGUAGGGUCAAAUCACGUCUGCCGGCGCCAGUCCUAGGUGAGGGCAGCUAAUCCCGAACUGCUUAGACUGAUGCGCGAUGAGAUUGAGCCACUCUUUUUUGACGUCUUGGCAAGCCAGCCCAUGCUCUGGGCACAGUAAUUAAAGAGCGGUUGUAAGACUAGCAGGAGUCCUGAUGCGACGAGAUGGCUGAAUCACACGCCCGAAGAGCAAUGCCGCGUCAGCAACAAUAUGGGUGCGUGCCCGCUGGGUCCUGGGAGCCUGGCAGCGUACAAGUAUCCGAUUCGCCACGCUUGAUGAAUUGAAGCCGUUGCAGAGGCCUGACGACGGUUCGAGGGGCCAUGGGGCAUGUGGUGGGUUGCUCCGAAUUAGAUUGUAAUGAAUACAUAUCCUUUUGUACAUAGCGUGGCUCUCAUGGAGAAGAAAGAACCGAC